Messenger RNA from Exophiala aquamarina CBS 119918, 804 nucleotides. RefSeq lists its product as uncharacterized. NCBI's taxonomy places the organism in Eukaryota, Fungi, Ascomycota, Eurotiomycetes, Chaetothyriales, Herpotrichiellaceae. Bases 1 to 804 code for a protein of 267 amino acids. The record is from RefSeq and is a predicted model, not a curated record. The transcript has a single exon.
AUGUUCAGUAGUUCAAGCAUCAGAGAUCCCUUUGCAUAUCCAUCUGCAUCACAGACGGUCUCAAACGAUGACGAUGACGCCAACAUGGCAACCUCUCCCACUGAUGCAGUGCCACCACUGACUCGUGGUACCUCAACUGCAUCCUCAGUAGCCUCUUCAGUCGACACCGGUCUUGCUAGUAGUAUACUCGGAGAUGGCUAUACCCUUGAGUCACAAGAUGGAAUUUUGACAGUCCCGUUCCGAUACCAAGAGGAUGCCGACUUACUCUGCCCCUUCCAGAUCUUGGACUGUGAUCGGGUUUUUGCAGAGAUCGUUCCUUUCAAGAUGCACGUCUUUUCACAUUUUAGGGGGCAUGAGUUACCGGCAGUCGCAGCCUGUUUUUUGUGCGACGCCAAAUUUGUUCAGCACCCGGAAGAUGAUCGUGCUCUUGCGUGGAAUACCAUGUUAUCUCACAUGGUCCAUGAACAUUUCCGGCAAGGCCAACAUCUCGCAACUGUAAGGACGGAUUUCAGCCUCAUGCGGUGGAUGUUCAGCAAAAGGAUCAUAAACGAAGAUCAGUUCUCAAGAACACAAAUGAUGCCCAUACCUAUAAUGCUUCCGAGAGCAUCUAACUUCAGGAGAGAGAUCAGAAAUUUAUCGGAAGCACCUCGUGCUCCAUCCGCACCCCCACCUCCCGCCGUCCUAGCCCAUUUUGCUUCGGUCGGCCAUCAAGAUGAAUCAUAUACUGUCAAUGCUGGCAGAAGGUCAGAGCGCCGUCGAUUGGAAGCCACUCGAACGGUAGUGCGAGCAAGGAGCUAUAUGUGA